CUUUUUUGUCUUCGUCCUAAUCGCUUUGUGUGCAGCAAGUGCUUCCCCGAUGGAACCAAAACGGUGGAGUUUAACGUUAAACCCGGAGGUGUGCAGCACACAUUCUCUGAGACCAUUCGGGAUCACGAAUGCUCAUUCACUUAUGCCUCACAAGGGGGAACCAAUGAGCAAUGGCUCAUGAGUAUCGGCUUGAGCGAUGACGAUAAAUUGUUCUCCUGCUCCAUAUGGAGGCCCCAGGGCAAGUCCUACCUGUUCUUCACCCAGUUCAAAGCCGAGCUGAAGGGAGCCAAGAUCGAAUAUGCCAACGCAUAUUCCCAGACGUCUGAGGGUGGCCAGAGGGACGUGGCUUUGAAGCCGGAGGAGUUCACCGUGGGAGACUCCACGGUGACUCACACAGACGGGAAGUUCCGGGCAGAACUCUCAAAGCUGACCAUGAUUGGCCGAACUAAACACGACGAGCUGUAGAUGUUGGAACUCUCUAAGCUGACCGUGAUUGGCCCAUCCCGACGCGAUGAGCUGUAGCUUUCAAAGCUCUAGCUCGACUCAGGUCACGCUGAGCCACCGGGACUUUUGAAUUCUUCCAGGCCUCGGCCUUCUCAUAACGGAUAGUAAAAGCAGAAUUGAUUUUGUCUCUCUUUUGAAAUGUCUUGACGGGCCAAAAGAUCGGACCGGGAUGGGUUCUUCAUGUUGUUAAUUAGUGUUGAGCAUCAGAAGGAAAUUAGUUUACCUUGGAGAUUGAAUGUUUUCACGCAAUGCACGUAACUUGCUUUAUCUUUUGGCAUGAGCGUUAGUCUUUAAAUACACACAACAUCCUGUCUUAAGAUGAAGUGUUUGUUUUUGCUCCGUUUUUCUUUUUCCUUCCACUGAAUCUCAAAGCUUAUAGAGUAAAUCUUUUGAUCCAUAGGGGAGACGGUAAUCGCCGCAGAGUUUGUUUUGUUUUACUCGUAGUGUACAAGGGAUUGUUCCAAUUUGGUUGUAAAUGUUAAUCUCGCAGGGGUAUUAAUCUGCAAUGUGGCCGUCAUACUCAUACUCAUCGUAUAGAACAUAGAACAUCUCUGUUCCCUGGUGAUCCUUGAGCUGAAGAAUUAUGAGUCCGCUGUUGAAGAAGAGCACCAGGUUCUUCUCUCUCUCUCUCUCUCUCUCGCUCUCGCUCUCUCUCUCUCCCCCCCCCCCCCCCCCCCUCCCUGAUCUGCAUCUGGAUCAGAUCCCUCACUCUAGUAUUAGACCCCCGCUAGUAUUCAUCAGUCCAGCUGGUCACUCCCAUUCAGAGACUUAACCUUUUUUAGAAUAGCGGUAAUCCUCUCUGAAAGAUAUUCAGCCGCGGCCGGGCUGCCUCUCUGGAGAUCAUAAACUCUCCAUGCCCUCCGUAUACACUCACUCACUCAAUCCCUCCUCAUAACCCACUCGUGUCGAUCUGUGAAGAGCCAGCUCCUUUUACUACCAGGCCGUAGUAGGAGCACCCAAUCGCCUGCGUCUCCCUCACGUUGAUCCCAUCAGCCUUCCUGAUCCACGCGAGGUGCAUGUGGUGGAUGCCCGUGAAGUUUGCGCCCGCGCGUGCGUGUGUCGUACCGUGUCUUCUCCGAGGGCGUGGAGUCUCUGUUCUCUGCCUUGAGGCGAUUGCUCUGCUUGGGAAGAAAGCUCCCAGCUGGAUCGGCGUGACAUCACUUCCUCCCCACCUCCACCACCACCCCCGGUCAGAGAUUAUGCUCCCACAACGGUCUCAACAGGAAAUGCCAGAAGUGGAUGCUGAGUUACAAGGGGAAGACACAACAUGACAGUUAGGCCCCAAUGCAUCCCGCAAACACGUUUUCUGUCUUUUUCUUUUUUCCCUUUUCUCUCCUUUGUUGUUCCUUUCACACCGACAUGUGUUGGCAGUUUUAAUAGAGGCGGGCUGUCACUUGACUGAAAUCGACUGGAUGUUUGUCCCUUGUUGUGUCAACUGUGAUCUGACUUGAACGUCCAAUGCAUUGUUAGAAAACAUGAAAGGAGAGAGAGGGGAGGACAGGUGACAUUUGAAGUGACAUUUGAGCUCUAACAAAGAAUUUUCUAGGAAACAGGCAGACACUGCAUAAUAUAUUCUGUGUACGAAAUAUGUAUGCCCCUUGCUCUCGUCUGGUUAAAAUAUGAACUGUAUAAACCUAAGUUAAAAGUUUACCCACAAAAUAUUCAGAAGAGCAAUGCACAUUUAUAGUGGUCCGCACCACAUCCGUACUUGAUAUGCAUUGAAUCAACCUUAAAAAAAAUGGAAUUGGUUUCAGGAAGUAAAUGAAAUGUCCUUUUGUUAUCUGAAAAUGUCCUGUAAUAAAUGGGUUAGCGAGAUAAAAAUG
This is a messenger RNA of Gadus morhua (Atlantic cod), 2327 nucleotides long. It is a transcript of the gene mydgf, whose product is annotated as myeloid-derived growth factor. The transcript has 6 exons. The annotation marks the transcript as partial. Gene Ontology annotation, biological process: positive regulation of endothelial cell proliferation; positive regulation of angiogenesis. The record is from RefSeq and is a predicted model, not a curated record. Lineage: Eukaryota; Metazoa; Chordata; Actinopteri; Gadiformes; Gadidae.